AUGAGAAUCCUCUCAGCCACCGCCUCUCUACUCGCUAACGCCAAAUCCAAAUUCAAAUUUCUCCCCGCAAAUCUCAGCUCCACUCUUUUCCAUCGUUCUCCUUGCACUACUGCGGCGCCGGCGCUUUCCCCCAAUUUGAAGCAGCAUGAGAACACCAACCAAAAUCUCAUGCUUAUGCUGCGAGUACUCAACGAAAAAACCUACGACCACUGCGUAAUCUCAAUGGAAAACAACUCGUUCCGAGUGGUACCAGAUACUCUUCCCAAAUUAUCGUUACUCAGAUCUGAAAAUUUCAAUACUGUUGGUGGCAGCGCCGAUCAUGACGUUCGAGCGUGUUCCAACCACAAAUGGAUGUUGUUGACAUGUCACAAAGGGUCUAGAGCUCCGUACGAGCUUCUGUGGGACCCGACGACCGACAAGAAGAAACGCCUUCCUCUUUCUCCAUUUGGACCUUCCCUAGAAUCCGCUUCAUGUUGGGGUUUAGGCGUGGGGAUUGAUCCUCGUGCAUCCGGGGACUAUAAGGUGGUCAGAUUUCAUAAUUUCGUUCAUUCAAGAUUCGAAUUUCGAAUCCGCUCCGAGUUGCUCUCCCUCCGAACAGGUUCGUGGAAGGAGAUUCCGUAUCCUUGUAAUCCUAAGUUCCAACCCGUUGAAAGACUUUCUCUUCACAUAAAUGGCUUCUAUUACUGGCUGGCUAAUAAUUUUUUUAACGAGAAAAUUUACGCUAUUAUUCGGUUUGACUUUGCUAAUGAGAAGUUUCAGCGUGAUCUUAUCCAUAUGCCCGAGAGCGAAAAGCUUGGGUACAAAGCGAGAUUUGUUCUUGCUGAGUUUCACGGUUUGCUCACGGCUAUUGUUUACAAUUUUAAUGAGAAGAAUAAGCCUCGUUUUGAGAUUUGGGUGUGGGGUAAUGACGAUUGGUCCUGUGCGGACGAGUUUGAGGUUCCUGCUUAUUGUGUUGCUCUACAUAGGAUAAUUGGUCUCUACAAGAAUGAUAAAGUGCUCAUUCAGGACUCCAAUGGUGACCUGCUGCUUUAUGAUUGUGAAACUCGGAGCUUGAAAAAUCUCGGCAUCCAUGAUGACUCGUUUUACGUGAGGGUUUACCCCUAUGGUAAAACUACGGUGAACAAAGGGGAUAAAUUAGUAAGCCGGCAGAAGGAUUCUCCACAGAAAGAGAAGCAAACUACUGAACUUAAAUCGAUAACGCCGCCUUCACAAUUCACUCGAAGGUCUCCAACAACAGACAAUGAAGAUAGCAACGAAGUAGAGAGAUUUGAAAAAAUGAAACUCGCUGAAUUGAAAGAAGUUGCAAAGUCUAAAGGAAUCAAGGGUUACUCGAAACUGAAAAAGAUUGAGCUUGUUGAGCUUCUUAUUAGCAAUGGUGUUUGA
Messenger RNA from Striga asiatica, 1383 nucleotides. The record is from the annotation of a GenBank genome assembly. Lineage: Eukaryota; Viridiplantae; Streptophyta; Magnoliopsida; Lamiales; Orobanchaceae.